AUGCUUCGUAUGAUACAGGAAGCGAAAUAUGAAUUUCGAGCAGAGCAAUGGUCUCAAAUCACUUCCGAUGCUAAAGAUUUGAUCAGCCAUUUGCUAGUAGUUGAUGUUCAUCAACGUUUGACGGCAAAUCAGUGUUUGAAUCAUCCAUGGAUGAAAACUGCUACUGUAACACUAAAAAAGAAUGUGAUAGAGCAACAACUUAUUGUUGAAAAACGAGAUUACAAAAAACUUUGGAAAUACGGUAUUACAAUGGUGCGAUUUUUCGUACGUUUAACGAAUAUCAAAGUAUUGAAAUUACUGAUUGAUCGUGAUGCAUUGAGGCAACGUCCAUUUCGUGAUCGUGAUAUUCGACACGAAUCCGAAGCUGCUGUAUUUGAAGUCUACGGACAUUGGGUUAAUCGUGGCUUUUACUAUUCACGCGACAUGUUAUUCGCUAAUAAACCUAAGCCAAAAUACAGAAAAGUGGAAAUUAUGGUCAACUAA
Molecule: messenger RNA, 483 nt
Organism: Cercopithifilaria johnstoni
Lineage: Eukaryota; Metazoa; Nematoda; Chromadorea; Rhabditida; Onchocercidae
Source: the annotation of a GenBank genome assembly